CGUUCGGAUUGUUGUCCCUAACUUUCAAACACCCAAGAAACUGGAUUCUCGUUCGUGCGCUUAGCUGCUAUCCAACUCGAUGCACCAAAAGAAAUAUACUUCGUCUGGCAGACGCCUCUUAUCGCUUGUUAUCUUCCUGUCAUGGUGCUGUGUAGCCUGCGUACCGAUGGAAGGUCACAUUCCGAUUGAUACCAGCGCAGCCCUUGGAGUAUCGAAGGAAGAAUCUCCCCAUUUUAGAACGGAUACUGGCUUGUCCAGAAGUCGGGAAGCUUUACUGGACUCCGGCGUUACGGUGUCGGAACGAGCACAUAGCAACGCAGUUUCAUUCUCAUCUCGUAGAAGACCUGCCUUGUCUGAAGGAACAAAACGUCAAAGGCCAAUUAAAGGUGGACUGACCGAGGCAUUGGUUGCAGAUGUUCAUGGCGGCGAAGGACCAUCGGUAGCUAAAAGCGCUCAAGAACUUUCAGAUGAAUGGCAAGCAGAUUUACAUGCUGGGUUGAAAGAGAUUUCCACUUCCAGGGCUUAUGUGACGGAGUUGAUUCAAGAUAAGAAGCUUUUUGAAACCAUACCCAGGUAUCUAGAUGUUCUCAUCGGGAAACAGCUUGAAAUAAUAAAGGAAUUGAACAUGGUUCCCCAAAACGACAAGACCAUCAUGGGUGAUUUUCUUGCGAAUUGGCUUCAUGAUCCCAAAACGUUUUUUGAGCUGGAAAAAGCCUUCAAGCCAAAAUCAUCAGGUUCCAAUGAGCUCUCAUCUUUUCUGGGCGCCCAUUCACCUGAGGAAUUGGUGCACUUUGAGCUGCAGGUUCGAAAAAUGGUUCACAAUACCAACAAGCGUUUAUUCCGAAUGAUAAUCAAACUAGGCCGGGAGGGUUUAAAAAAAUUGGCUGAAAACAGUCAAGUCACCAAGAAGUUGAAGAACCCAGAUGGAUUGGCUGAAGGUUCGCAGGCGUCAAAAGGCCAACUCAUUGCUGUCAAUGGUGGAAUGAAACAAAACAGUCAGCUCAAUGGGCACAAUCAUUUUGCUUCGGAUCAACAUAUCAACUUUUCUGAAGAGGGGAAGCGUUUGAAAAAAGAGGAAAAUAAACUAAGGAAAGACUUUGAAGACGCCUUGCAAAAUAAGUUGAACAGCAAAGAAGUAAAGAGUAUCUAUGAACUCGUGAAUAGGAUUUCGAACUUCAACGUCCGCAAACAGAUCGAAUUUACCAUUGAACAGCAGGAGGCUUUGGAUGAACUUUUGGAGGAUUUGCUUGCAGUAAAAGAAUCACCUGCGGCACCCAAGUUAUUAUACGGAAUUUUGAAAGGCGCCAUCCAAUCAACAUACAGCAUCAUGAAAGGGUUGCCUAAGGAAACUUCCGUCAAAACAACAAACCCUUUGAAGCUAUCUACCUUGUGGAACGCCCAAUCACCUUCUGAUUUGAAGCGGUUUGCGUCUGAUGCACAAACUUUUCAGAAUAAGAUUCAUCGUCAUUUGCUAGAUUUGUUUAAGCAAUACCGACAUUGGCACAGUUCGCAUUCUCGAUCAAUGGACUUUUGGAUCGAUCAGGCACAAGCCAUACUCAACCUGGAAGAAAUCAAAAAAGCACCCUCGAAAUUUGACACUUCCUUCAUAUACCAAUUGCAAGAAGCAGAGAAAGAUUUUGAGCAAGCGCGGCUUACCUCACGAUGAGCUAAAAGUGUGUAGUCAGAGAAAUGAAACUAGGUAUAAAUUCUGAAUGGGGGCCAACUCUUUUUCCAAAAAAGGACAUAUUAGUACAUAGUAGGCAAGAAAACUAAGUCUGAUGAGUGACCCAAAAAACUGGGAUAUCAUAUCUGCUCGCAUGCAAAUUGGUUCAUUAUUUUUCUGCUACAUUGGUUCUGCUUUUUUCCAGUUCAUCGUUUGAUUCUUUUCUCCAUUUUUGCUGACAUCCUUCCAUUUACAUUUGACUUGAAUACACUAUGGCUAAGACAUGUGCGUAUAAAUAUUAGGUUGAUUCACUUUGAGCAAUUUGGUGUCAUUCUUAUAGUGUUUAUGCUAGAACGUUUAAAGCUUUCAUGUUGCUGAAGUUGCUCAGAAAUGACUUUUCUAAAGUGUAAUUUGGCCUAUGGCAUUGCACACUAUGAACCUAAGAAAGGGAAAACUCA
Molecule: messenger RNA, 2121 nt
Organism: Puccinia graminis f. sp. tritici CRL 75-36-700-3
Lineage: Eukaryota; Fungi; Basidiomycota; Pucciniomycetes; Pucciniales; Pucciniaceae
Exons: 6
Coding region: 80-1666 (528 amino acids)
Source: RefSeq, a predicted model, not a curated record